This is a messenger RNA of Ipomoea triloba (trilobed morning glory), 1533 nucleotides long. Its product is annotated as zinc finger protein WIP2-like. Gene Ontology annotation, biological process: anatomical structure development; regulation of gene expression. The record is from RefSeq and is a predicted model, not a curated record. Gene Ontology annotation, molecular function: DNA-binding transcription factor activity. The transcript is spliced from 2 exons. Gene Ontology annotation, cellular component: nucleus. The coding region runs from base 238 to 1332 and encodes 364 amino acids. NCBI's taxonomy places the organism in Eukaryota, Viridiplantae, Streptophyta, Magnoliopsida, Solanales, Convolvulaceae.
UAUAUGCUAAUUAUGAAGGUAAUAGGGAGUUGAGGGAAACUCUCAAAGAGCGUAGAAAAAACUGAAUUGUUCACUUUCUGUUUGACGAAAAGUCGAAAACCCACCAUUAAACCAUCAAGCUUCACUCCACCACCACCACCCCAUCUCCUCCCCAAACUUCUUUUUAGUUCUUCCAUCAAUGUAGCCAUAGUAGAAAGAAUUGAGAGAGGGAAAAAGAUUGUUUUUUUGGUUUCAAGAAUGACUGAACCCUACCACAAUUUCUUCAAUGGAUGGCUCAAUUUUAGCCCUCUCCAUCAAUAUGAACAAGAAAUCUCAACAAUUUCUUCCUCCCCACACCUGCAACCCUCCAACACCUUGUACUAUUACCACCACCACCACAACACGGCGGCUGUGGGCCCGCCACAGCCGCCGCCGCCAAGAGAACCCCGCCCUAUCCUCCCCAACCUAAACCUCAGGGAAGAAGAAGGAGGAGGAGAAGAAGAAGAUGAGGAGGAGGAGACUACUAAUACUGAAACCUCACCCCCAUGCAAUAAUGCAGCCAUGGAAGAAGAAACCAGAAAGUACAAUCACUCAUCAUCCUCCAUUAAAGAGGAGAGUUUCAGGAGCUUCUCUGCAAGUAGCACUGAUGAAGAAGAUGUGAGCGUUGCCCUACAUAUUGGGCUGCCAUCUUCUUCUUCUUCUUCUUCCUCAAUGAGACAUGGCAGCACCUCUGAUUUCACCACUUAUGCUGCAGCUGCUAGUGCCGAUAAUGUCCUUUCAGGUUUGCCAUUGAACAGACUCAACAAUGGACAGUAUUGGAUCCCCACCCCUUCCCAGAUUCUCAUUGGCCCUACCCAGUUCUCUUGCCAUCUUUGCUUCAAAACCUUCAACAGAUACAACAAUCUCCAGAUGCAUAUGUGGGGGCAUGGAUCACAAUACAGAAAAGGCCCAGAAUCCCUAAGAGGAACCCAGCCAACAGCCAUGCUAAGGCUGCCAUGUUUCUGCUGCGCCCCAGGGUGCAAGCACAACAUCGACCACCCCAGCGCUCGCCCCUUGAAGGACUUCCGAACCCUGCAAACCCACUACAAGCGCAAGCACGGAGCCAAGCCCUUCAUGUGCCGGAAAUGCGGCAAGCCCUUCGCCGUCAAGGGCGAUUGGCGCACCCACGAGAAGAAUUGCGGCAAGAUUUGGUUCUGCGUCUGCGGCUCCGAUUUCAAGCACAAGAGAUCCCUCAAGGACCACGUUAAGGCCUUCGGCCACGCCCACGCCCACGCCGCCGUGCCGGGGGAAGAGGAUAAUGAGUCCACGUCCGACGUGGAGCAAGACGUGUACAGGGGAGGAGAUUUUUGUUGAAUCUAUAUAUCUAUCCAUGCAUGGUUUAUAGUAAUUAAGGGUUUUAAUUUGCAUGUAUCUUCCCGGCCUCUAGCUUCUUUCUUGUUUAAUUUCCGAUCACCACAGGGGCUAGAACUUAGAAGAAGCUAGCAAUUAAAGGUGUACCUUGUCAAGGAUUUCAUGAUUAUAUAUAUAUAAUGCCCUAAAGCUAUUUGAGAUUCC